AUGUCUGAGCCUUUAACCCCUCCUCACUGUGAACCUGAUGAUGUUCUUGAUUUAGAUAAUUUAAAAGAAUUGGAUGAGAGAGACAUUGAUGACCUUAAUUUAAACCCUGAAUUGGAAAAUAGCGAUAUUGAAAUUGCCACUAAUUACGCUAAUAACACUCCUUUGUAUAAACGGAAAUAUUUAGAUGAAGAUGAUGACCAAAGACAGGAGAAUAGAUUCGAUAAUGUGGAUGAUUUUAAACCAAGGAUUAAUGUAAAUUCACCAUUUUCAUCGUCAAAAAAAAUUGGCUUGUCACCAUUAAAUAGUAACGAUACAAACUCAAUUAAUCAAGAAUCUGGAAAAGAGAAACCAAUUAUUAGGACAAGAAGAUUGUCUGCCUCACAACAAUCAAAAUUUAUUGUAUAUUGUGAUGACAAACUAAUGGAUAUUCAAAGAAAAUUUGUUCAAUCAAGGGGCUUGAGUGUCGAAAAUGGUUAUUCAAAUCUGAUUCCUUUGUUUGAAGAUAUUAAAUCUUUAAUUGAUUUUAUUUGGUACUCAAUUGAUGGCCUUUCGAAUACAGAAUUGCUUUUGAAUGAAACAGAAGUUGAUUUGGAUAAUGCAGAAGUAGAAAAUUCAAAUUUACCUACAAAUUCUAAAAUUUCAACAUAUUUUGGUCAAACUUCCUAUUUAUUAAAAAUAUCGGAUGAUUUAAUAGAUUAUUUGGAAAAAUUUGACAUUAAAGAUUUAUCGUCUGAUGAACAAAAUCAUAUUUUAUCAAAAUUAUUUAAAUUGUUGUUUAUACUUGAUAAGAUAUUUGCCAAAUUAAUUAUUGGAUCUAUCCCAGGCAAUUCAAAGAUGAGUGGAACUGACAUUGUUAGAUUUUGUGGUAUUGCAGAGCGUACAAGAGUUAGACUACCUUGGUAUUUAGAACAGCAAGGAGUCCAUGGUUAUCAUUAUGAAGUUAGUAGAAUCUACCAGAAUAGUCUAGAAAGGUGUGGGGUGUGA
This is a messenger RNA of Henningerozyma blattae CBS 6284, 984 nucleotides long. RefSeq names its product TFIIH complex subunit TFB6 (gene TFB6). Bases 1 to 984 code for a protein of 327 amino acids. Gene Ontology annotation, cellular component: transcription factor TFIIH holo complex. NCBI's taxonomy places the organism in Eukaryota, Fungi, Ascomycota, Saccharomycetes, Saccharomycetales, Saccharomycetaceae. The record is from RefSeq and is a predicted model, not a curated record. The transcript has a single exon.